AUGCUAGGCUACAAAGGUUACCUUUAUACCGUCGAAAAAACCAAAGACGACAAAAUCCGUACUGAACAAUCGAAAUUCGAGUUCGAUGUUACCCAAAUUCGACAAGGCCACGAACCAAAACCGAAAAAAGUAGUUUAUCGCAAACUCGGCGAAAAAGUUACGCGAUUAGUUAGUGAUUACAACAACGUCGAUCUAGGUGAAUACUUGGCAGGUCUAGCUGCAAAUGAGUCGUUGUAG
This is a messenger RNA of Adineta ricciae, 237 nucleotides long. The record is from the annotation of a GenBank genome assembly. NCBI's taxonomy places the organism in Eukaryota, Metazoa, Rotifera, Eurotatoria, Adinetida, Adinetidae.